Messenger RNA from Punctularia strigosozonata HHB-11173 SS5, 1683 nucleotides. RefSeq names its product dynactin p62. The transcript is spliced from 5 exons. The coding region runs from base 1 to 1683 and encodes 560 amino acids. Gene Ontology annotation, cellular component: dynactin complex. The record is from RefSeq and is a predicted model, not a curated record. NCBI's taxonomy places the organism in Eukaryota, Fungi, Basidiomycota, Agaricomycetes, Corticiales, Punctulariaceae.
AUGGCCCCCAGUGUGCGGUAUAAUUGCCCAUGCUUCUCCUCGUCGCCCCUUCCUCCGCCACCGCACCUCGCCUCGUCCUCCUACAACUUCCACCCCCUCCAUGCGUUAUUUUUUUGCGAAGAAUGCGACGCAGUGCGCUGUAAUAAAUGCGUCGCCGUCGAAGUCUCCUGCUACUACUGCCCCAACUGCCUCUUCGAGGUACCCAGCGCAAGUGUACGAGCGGAGAAAAACAGAUGUGCGCGCAACUGCUUCUCGUGCCCGAACUGCCGGAAUACGCUCUCGGUCGUAGCGUCAGAUCCACCGGAUACCGAUGACGGCCCUCUAUCGUCCAUACCAUCUGGAACAAUCGGAGAACCGCCCUUCUUUCUCUACUGUAACCACUGCAGAUGGGACUCAGCGGAAGUUGGUAUCACGUUCGAGAAGCCUACAGGUCUCGCAGCUCAACUACAGAAAUUUGAAGACUCGGCGCCAGACGCGCUCGAAUUCGACCGGCUCAAGGAACACUUCGAGCCACUCCUACAACGUGCAGCCUCCUCUCUCCCUCCGCCACAAUCGAUUUCUCGGCACGCAUCUCAUUCGAGCUCUGUUACAGCAGCUGCGGCGUCAGCUCUUGCCCGCGAUGUAACAGGCACGGCGUCCAAGUAUUCCGCACACCCGUUAGCGCGUAGUCGGUCGUCCAAGGAUCGGAGCCUGAACAAGGACGAGAUGCCGGAGUACAGGGCGCGCGUAGACAUAGCUUCCGCGAGCGUGCUGGGAGCGGGGGGAGGCGAGGCGGACGCGGAGUACAUUCGGCACUUGGAGAAUAUCGGACAGGUGGCGACUUUGGAACAGCGAUGGGUGACCAGCUGGACAACUCCUUUGCACGUCGCAGACCUGAGGCCGCUUCGUAUACCACUUCAAUCCAAGAAGACCAAGCGCUGCUCUACGUGUCGUCAUAUUCUCAUCAAGCCGGAGCAGAAAGCACAGUCUGUACGAUACAAGAUCAAGCUCGUCGCGGCGAACUACCUCCCCGCCAUCACCGCCUCUGUACCUGUGCUGAACCGUGUCGAACCGACUCGUCGCCCAGGUGCGGCUGCCGAUGCGGAAUCGACAACAGGCAUGCAAGCGGGGAAGACGUACCCGUUCCAGCUGGCACUGACCAACCCGCUGUACGAUCCCAUUCAGGUCAGGCUCUCGGUCCAGCGUGCCGGCCCUUCCGCGUCCGCGAACACCCCUGGCACCACAACGGACGCAGCUGCCACCCGACGCCCGCCAUUCGCCGUCUCCUUGCCAAACUCGGCAUUCCCCAUCGCAGCGUUUGCGGAAGCGUGGGAGUACGAGGAUGAUGAGGAUAUGCUUUUGGAUGACGACGAUCUGACGUUGGGGGUGGGGCAUCAUAGAGGAGGAAGAGACGGCGGCGGGUCCAAGCUGAAGAGCGUGGGCGUGCUGGAGAAGAAGGCUAACACGACUGUUGUUGGUGGAGAGGUCGUCAUUGGGCGAAGUGCAAGGGGAGAAGUCAAGUUUAAUAUGCUGGUAUCGUACACGUACCGGUCGGACGACACGGCUGGAUCGGAGGACCACGAGGCGACUCCCUCCAGGCGACAGAAACAGCAGCAGGAACCGGAGAUGAAGACGUUUUCGUUUUCGACGGUGGUAGACCUGGGUCCUAUCAUCGCCAAGGAAACGCAGGAGCUGGAGAGCUAG